AUGUCAAUGAUAAAGUCGAAGACUAGUUGGAAAAAUCUCCUCUCAAUCGGAUGGGUCCUUUGAGCAAUGUGAUGAUGAGUCUCAACGAUCUUUCCCUCAAAUUGAGUCACCAAAGCGGUUUGGUCGAUGACAACUUCAUGCAAGCUGGUGUCCUCUUCAACAAGAGCUUGGUUCUUUUGCUUCUCAAAUUGGAGUUGAUAGCACAUGUCCUCCAUAGCAAUCUUGUAAAGAUCACAGUUGAUGGUCAUGUCUUAUAGUUGCUCUCCCAAUUGCUCAUUGGCUUUACGAAGGUGUUCAUUGUCCUUAGUCAGUUGGUGCAGAUAAAAGAUGGUUUCUUCAUAAAGCCUUUGAGUACUAGCAGAAAACUCCAACAAAGCCUUGUGUGCAGAAGGUUGUGUGUAAGAAUCCAUAUUUCUUUUCAAAGGUCAUGGAUGGUUUAAUCAAAAGGGCUUGAGAAC
Rubroshorea leprosula is the source of this 458-nucleotide messenger RNA. The record is from the annotation of a GenBank genome assembly. NCBI's taxonomy places the organism in Eukaryota, Viridiplantae, Streptophyta, Magnoliopsida, Malvales, Dipterocarpaceae.